Messenger RNA from Linum trigynum, 1029 nucleotides. The record is from the annotation of a GenBank genome assembly. Lineage: Eukaryota; Viridiplantae; Streptophyta; Magnoliopsida; Malpighiales; Linaceae.
AUGCCGGCUGACAGCUCAUCCCUCCCCGGUAACGGCCAGACCGUCUGCGUCACCGGCGCCGGCGGCUUCAUCGCCUCCUGGAUCGUUAAACUUCUCCUCGACAGAGGCUACUCCGUCAAAGGAACUGUCAGGAAUCCAGAUGAUCCGAAGAACGCUCACUUGAGAGCACUGGAAGGAGCUGACGAGCGGCUGACCCUGUGCAAAGCCGAUCUUCUUGAUUACCAGAGCCUCCGCGAAGCCAUUAGCGGUUGCCAAGGCGUUUUCCACACUGCUUCCCCUGUCACCGAUGAUCCAGAACAAAUGGUGGAGCCGGCGGUGGACGGGACCAAGUAUGUCAUAAACGCGGCAGCGGAAGCCAAAGUGCGGCGGGUUGUAUUUACGUCCUCCAUCGGCGCCGUCUACAUGGACCCUAACCGGAGCCCGGAGACGGUGGUGGACGAAUCUUGCUGGAGCGACCUGGAGUUCUGCAAGAACACCAAGAACUGGUACUGCUACGGGAAGACGGUGGCGGAGCAGGCGGCGUGGGAGAUGGCGGAGGAGAAAGGGGUGGACGUGGUGGCGGUGAACCCGGUUCUGGUGCUGGGCCCGUUGUUGCAAUCAACCAUUAAUGCCAGCAUAAUCCAUAUCUUAAAGUACCUGACCGGAUCCGCAAAGACGUACGCCAAUUCGGUGCAGGCUUAUGUCCACGUCAAAGACGUCGCGCUGGCACACAUUCUGGUGUUCGAGAACCCCGCCGCCUCCGGCCGGUACCUCUGCGCCGAGAGCGUGCUCCACCGCGGCGAGGUUGUUGAAAUCCUCGCCAAGUUGUUCCCCGACUACCCUGUCCCCACCAAGUGUUCGGAUGAGAAGAACCCAAGAGCAAAACCGUACAAGUUCUCGUGCCAGAAACUGAAAGACCUUGGCCUGGAGUUCACUCCGGUGAAGCAGUGCCUCUAUGAAACGGUCACGUCCCUCCAGGAGAAGGGCCACCUUGCCCUUCCUGCCCCCAAGCUUCAAGAUCAGGAACCCGUUAAAAUCCAGUCUUCUUGA